Molecule: messenger RNA, 459 nt
Organism: Purpureocillium lilacinum
Lineage: Eukaryota; Fungi; Ascomycota; Sordariomycetes; Hypocreales; Ophiocordycipitaceae
Source: RefSeq, a predicted model, not a curated record
AUGCAUCUUGCUCCUUUCCUCCAGCCUGGUCCUGUCCCUGGGAUCAGCGCCGUCCCUCACGAAGAUAACCUCCGCUACUUUGACGUCGAGAUCCAUGGACCCGCCCAGUCGCCGUACGAAGGUUGGCCUCCUCGCCACGGCGGCAUCUUCAAGCUCGAGCUCUUCCUCCCCGACGACUAUCCCAUGACGCCGCCCAAGAUCCGCUUCCUGACAAAGAUCUUCCACCCCAACGUGGACAAGCUGGGCCGCAUCUGCCUCGACGUCCUGAAGAGUGCGUCUCGCCACAACUGGUCCCCCGCGCUGCAAAUCCGGACCAUCCUCCUCUCCAUCCAGGCCCUGCUCGGCGCCCCCAACCCCGACGACCCCCUCGCCGCCGACGUCGCCAAGAGCUGGAAAGAGGAUGAGCAGGCGGCCAUCGCCACGGCCAAGGAGUGGACCAAGCAGUACGCGCAGCCAUAG